UUUUGACACUAGACAGGGUAUUCUUCCAUAGUUCUAUUACUGUGCAGCCUAUCCUUGCUUUGCCCGAACCCACAGGGCUCUCAAGCCCAUGUAUUGGUUCGCCUGUGAUCAGGACAUGUGCGGCUGUGCCUCACAAUCGGUGGCCUCAUACUUUCCCCUCCUCGCUACUACUAGUGCCUCGUAGCUCAGGAAAUGGCUGUGUAACUCCCCCACAACUGCGCGCUUAUUCAGACUUCAGAACAGAUAUAUUGAAAAGCCAUUGCAACCUGCGGCAUCCUGAUGUAAGCCGUGUUCAAUUGCGUUCCGUCUCUUGUAGGACAGCUCCCGAGUCACCAACGAAGAUAGGAAGACUGGCGGCCCUAACAAGCAUCCUUCUAGGAAUAUUCUUGACCAUGGCGUUGCUAGGCACUGUUCUGGUGCUAACACUGCUCCAGCCACUGGUCCACUCUGCGGAUUUAACGACCUAUGUAAAUCUCUUCCUGGGUACUGAAGGUGGAGGAAAUGAUUUCCCUGGUGCCGCUCGACCGUUCGGCAUGGUCAAGCUGGGUCCUGAUCUAUUCGUCUCAGGGACAGACGCCUAUUCUGGCUACCUGCCCAAUGGCCAAUUUUCUGGCUUCAGCAUGAUGCAUGAGCAAGGCACAGGAGGAGCGCCCAAGUACGGAACAGUUUCACAGCUGCCCUUGGUAGGAAACAUCAGUAAUCCUCUGUCAAACAAGACUGUCGCCCGGAAGGGCACAGAUAAAGCGUCGGUCGGCUAUUACAAGGCGCAGACAUCGGAGGGAACCAUUGUCGAGCUGACCGCAUCAGCUCAUGCAGGAAUGUAUCAAUAUACAUUCCCCACUGGAUCCACAGGAAAUGUCCUGGUUGAUGUCUCUCAUGUCCUUCCUUCGUUUCGAGGACAGGGACUAGGCCAAGGGUACAGAGGUGGAAACAUCACUCUUUUCCCCGACGGGCAUUAUGAAGGCCAGGGAGUGUAUGAUAAUGGCUGGAAUCGUUCACCCGAUUGGUCGAUCUAUUUCUGUGGCUAUUUCGAUGCUGCUCCAGUUCGUAACAAAACAUAUAUCGCAACUGGUGCGGGAGAUAGCGUCGAACAACCCAGUGGAUUUGCAUCUUCAUCCUCGAGCACAACGCGCAUUGGAGGAUUGUUUACCUUCGAGCAAUCUGUAGUUACUUCGCGCGUUGGCAUCUCAUGGUUAUCCACAGAAAAAGCAUGUAAAAAUGUCCAAGAAGAGGUUCCGGAGGGAACAGAAUUCAAGUCAGUUGUUCAUGAUGCCCAGGCGGAAUGGAGCUCCAAAGUCUUGUCCAAGGUGAUUACAACGAACACGAACGAGAAAAGUCUCACCUUGUUAUACACAUCCCUCUACUUCAUGCAUCUAAUCCCAACCAAUCAGACCGGGGAGAACCCCGACUGGACGUCUUCAGAGCCGUAUUAUCAAGAUAUCUUCACUUACUGGGAUCUUUUCCGCUGUUCUACCGCUCUCAUGCAAGUACUGCAGCCCGCAGCAUAUGAAGAACAGAUCCGCUCUUUGAUUGACAUCUGGCGGUUUGAAGGUUAUCUCCCCGACGCUCGCUCAUCGAAUUACAAUGGAAGAACACAAGGUGGUUCAAAUGCUGACAAUAUCCUUGCCGAUGCUUAUGUGAAGGGCGUGCGAGGGGCUGUUGACUGGGAAGAUGGGUACCGGGCAAUGGUGAACGAUGCCGAAGUGGUUCCGCCAAACGAUCCGGCCGACCCUAUGGCGCCAGACUCCUCGACCAAAGAGGGACGAGGUGCGCUGUCCGACUGGCUUAGUCUCGGGUUCAUCACACCCAAAUUCAGCCGCGCUGUCACUCGGGCGGUCGAGUAUGCUUGUAACGACUUUGGUCUCUAUCAGGUCGCAUCCGGUCUUGGGAAGCAUGAAGAUGCAGACAAAUACCUGAACCGAUCACAAAAUUGGAGAAACCAUUGGAAUCCAAAACAGACCUCGCUGGGAUUUUCGGGCUUUGUGGUUCCACGUGACACCACCGGGUUCAUCGAAACGGAUCCACUGAAGGACAGUGGCUACUGGGGGGAUCCUUUCUACGAGGCUAGCUCAUGGGCAUACUCCUGGGCAAGUGUUCACGAUAUGGAGCAUAUGAUUGAGAUGAUGGGCGGGGCCCAGACUGUCCUCAAACGUUUGGACACCAUGUUCACCGAAGGAGCCAGCGGCUCUAGUGGCAUAAUCUUCGAUCCCACCAACGAACCUAUGUUUAAUAUCCCAUAUCUUUACCACUACAUCGACCGGCAGGACCUAUCGGUUUCCCGAUCGCGCAACAUUGCAAAGACCUAUUAUGGUACUGGGGUAAAAGGUCUCCCCGGUAACAGCGACGCUGGCGCCAUGCAAACGUGGCUCAUAUGGAAUAUGAUUGGUCUAUAUCCCAUCACGGGGCAAUCGACUUUUUUGGUACAUUCUCCGUGGUUCGAGUCCUUGACGAUUGAGCUUGGAGACGGGAAGAAGUUAGAGAUCACCGCGACCGGCGGCGACGGCAACGGCGACAGUAAAAUCCAUGUGCAGAGGCUUCGGUUGAACGGAAAAGAUUGGAAGAAGAACUGGUUCACGUGGGACGAUAUUUUUGCCCAGGGAGGAACCAUAGAGUUCGAGCUUGGAGAGGCUGCGAGUGACUGGUUCACCGGCGAGUUGCCACCCAGUCCUGCUUCGUGAAGUUGAUAUACUUGCACAACUUUUGUCUUUGACACGUGAUUGUAAAUAGAUAUAUUCACACAUACCCUGUAUAGAUAUGACUAGCUCGCCAUAUUACUAUUUUAAUGGCCAGAAACACUCUCCGUGCCACAGCUCCUUAGCAGAUGUGGA
Messenger RNA from Aspergillus alliaceus, 2828 nucleotides. Its product is annotated as alpha-1,2-mannosidase family protein. The coding region runs from base 393 to 2678 and encodes 761 amino acids. Gene Ontology annotation, molecular function: peptide-N4-(N-acetyl-beta-glucosaminyl)asparagine amidase activity; carbohydrate binding. The transcript has 5 exons. Gene Ontology annotation, biological process: glycoprotein catabolic process; protein quality control for misfolded or incompletely synthesized proteins; protein deglycosylation. Lineage: Eukaryota; Fungi; Ascomycota; Eurotiomycetes; Eurotiales; Aspergillaceae. Gene Ontology annotation, cellular component: nucleus; cytosol. The record is from RefSeq and is a predicted model, not a curated record.